This is a messenger RNA of Notolabrus celidotus (New Zealand spotty), 3754 nucleotides long. Its product is annotated as thrombospondin type-1 domain-containing protein 1. The record is from RefSeq and is a predicted model, not a curated record. Lineage: Eukaryota; Metazoa; Chordata; Actinopteri; Labriformes; Labridae. Bases 280 to 3135 code for a protein of 951 amino acids. The transcript has 8 exons. Gene Ontology annotation, cellular component: cell periphery.
UGAGCGGAUCUCUUCCACGCGCUCCUAACUGUGGUGCGCGCGCCUCCGCUGGAUCGUGCCUGGUCCGUGUCUCUUGUCCCGCUGACUGCCUCUGAAACACUUUGUAGUUCAUUACUUAGAGAAAUGUGUUUCCAGCACAUGGAGGAGGUCAGUUUUAAAGUUGCUGUGUUUAAGAAGUGAGGGGGAAUAAUGCUGUGCUGAGUCACCGAGAAAUAGGUCAGGGGUCGAGGAGCGGGACGGUCAUGUGGUGUAGAAGAAGACAGAGGCACAGACAUCGGAAUGCCACAGGCUGUCUCGCUGCUGCCCUUCCUGCUGGUGCUCAUGGGAUAUGCUUUUGCAGGGCUCAAUAUAUGGCCUUCCUUCCACGUUGCUCUUAGCAACUCCGGCGUUUUUGUGGACUUCAGCACAAAAUCCAACACCAGCACCAUCCGCAGCACGAGCCUCUCUUUGGUCAAUACAGAAACCAACACCACCCUCCAGACCAGGACUCUCCCCAGCAGCCAAUUGUCCGGUCGGGUGGAGUUCAACUGCUCCUGCUUCCUGUACGCAGGAACUUUCCGCUUCCUGCUGAGACAGACCAGCAUCAGUGCUGCUGCAUCUCAUGAUAAUGCCACAGAGGCGAGCAGCACGGAGAGCACUGCCUGGUGGUGGAGUUCAGAACUGCGGGUGCAGUGGCCCACCUUUCACAUCGCUGUGGAGAGGGCUGGAAACCACUCAGGAUCUUUUAAGGUUGGGAUGUCAACAAAUGACCACUUCCAGUUCUGCUCCAGCGGCAUCGACUCUGCUCUUUUCCUAGAGGUCAGCUACAUGGAGUACAACCAGAUAGGUCGCAACAACAUUGACAAGGUCCGAGUACGCACACAACACCCAAUCAAACCCCUCCGCUCCCAGAGUGUUCCGCUGUCCUGCGCCUUCCCCUUCACCGAAAGAGACUUCAUACGAGUGGCUCUCCGGUCUCCUCACGCAGCACAGGAUGUGAAGAGCUCUGGACCCCUAUACCUGUCCCGUAUCUUCUCCUAUAAGCUGCUGGUGGAGAACAGCAAUGCGUUUAGGAGUGGUUGUGAAGGGACUAUGACUGUAAAACUGAUCACCCCACCUUGUGCGCUCAUCCACGGGACGGUGACGCUGUACAAGGAUGCAGGUGCUGGGAGAGGGGUUUCUGUUUCUUCUGGUUCUGGAGCAGGUGGGACAGCACUGAUGGGGUUUGGACCUGAGGAUCCCUCGUCUACUCCGUUGGCCUUUAACUUGCUGACUCAGGGAGAGAAUGAGACGGAAUUUAACUGUUCUGUGUUCGACCCAGGAAGGAACAAGUACUGCUUUCGCUUUGUUUUCAACUACAGUCGCUCUCCUAGUCCUGCACAGACCUGUUUGGUGGUUCACAGGAGAGCUGAGUCAUGGGGUCCGUGGCAGCCGUGGAGUUUGUGCAGUGUGAGCUGUGGAGAGGGCGUGAGGGAGCGAGGGCGUGAGUGUUUGCUGCCCUCAGGUGUUGGAGGGAUGCAGUGCACCGGCAUGGUGAAAGAGCAGUCUCUCUGCUCACUGGAGGACUGUGCAGUUUUGCCCAUCCCUUCUCCAUCCCUACCUGUACCCGUCGGGGUAGCACCCCUGGGUGGUAACAUGGUUGUGGUGGUUGGUAUCUCCCUCUGCCUGGCGGUGAUUUUUGCAACUAUAGUGGUGACUGUGUGGAGAAAAUUUUGCCAGACCCCUCAGUGCAGCUCUGUCCGCAGAGGCUCCAUGCACUCCCCUGGAGGACGUAAGCUAUCUGAUGAGGCCUCCAUAUGUGGCCACAGUCUCCAAAGACCAAGCUUGUCCGAUGGCCAUGGGCCACUGGGGGGCCUGGGAGUUGUUGUAACCCAGAAAGACACUCCUGUCCUGGGCGGUCAGCCUCUCACACAGACCCUGGUGAUACCAAUCCAACAGGACCCAGAAAGACUUUCCCCUUCAGGUCAAAAGUUGUUGCCGCCAAUAUUUGGGUAUCGACUGGCUCAGUAUCAGCUGAAAGAGAUGAAAAAGAAGGGGUUAAGGGAGGCCACACAGCUGUAUCAUGUUUCAUCCAGCCCUGUUCAUGACACCUUGGCAGAGACAUCUGCUUCACCCACCGCUUCUCCCAUCCCUACACCAACAGGAUUUGUUCAUUCCACACUCCCACUGAACCUCCAGGAUGAUACCACACAAAAUAAUUUCAGGAUUGCAUCUCCCUUUUCUGAGCAGUCACUGCAGAAUUCAAGGGUCACACCGGACAGGUUAAGUCCCAAAGUGGAGCUGGUCUUAGGUCACCAUGUUUCUGCUAAUAAGAAUGGAGGAAGCUCAAAAUGGCGUGAUCGCACUGCAGACUGGGUGGAGAUGGUGGAGAGGAGUGGGUUGGCAGGAUUCAGAGGAGGUGGAGGAGGAGGAGAUGGAGGGGUAGGAAACCAUAAGAAUCCAAAUUUCCGCCGAACCUCCAGUUUUAAUGACAUGAAACCUCAGCUUCCACCAUCUGCACAAUCCAGACAGUUCAGAGAAAGGAGUAUGACCCAGGUGGGAUCUCGGACCCUCCCUGAAGGAAGUUGCUGGACCAGAGUAGGACGAGAGAGGCAGCCAUACCUCUCUUACCCCAUUCCAGAGCAUGAGGCCUCAGACUGCUCCCAAUCCAGACCCCAGAGAGAUGACAAGAGGAAGCCCUGGAUGGAGACAGCUGUUCCUUCUCAUAACAAUGAACUCAAACACACAGGAACCAACACAAGCAGCAUUUCAGCAUAUGCAAAACAUCCUAAAACAGACCCAAGCAGCACUGCAGAGAGGCAGAGGAGUGCAGGGAUGGUAGCCAGGGAGGGAAUCUCAGGGAUUGGAGGCCCCCUGAGCAUGGAUCCUGCCGAGCGGGCCGAGCUGAACUGGAACCGCCGUGGGCCAUCGCCUAUCCAGAGGAACAUCUUGGCACGGAAAUUAAAGGAGGCUCAGUCCAGCUCUGCGGUGAAAGGACGACAGCGCAGCUCUACCUUUAGUGUAUCGACCCCAGAGCAGAGGACAGGCCGCUGCCGCUCUAUGCCAAUGUCUGGAGAUUACACCAGCUGUGGGGGCUCCCCCUACAGGCUGAGUGAGGCAGAGCAGAGGAUGCUGGACCUGGACCUGUCAUCAACGUAUGUCAGGGAGGAAGAUUAGGCCACAUACUCUGUAGAAUUAUUGCACUUGCAGUUCAUGCAAUAAAUCCUCUUGGGUAUAUCUGUGACUUUAACCUAAUCCAAACACACACAUCUGUUUAGGUUUGUUAGAUAUAUAGCAAGUAUGCUUAUUUUAACAGAGUGUUUUUUUAAGAUAUUUAAGCUCAAAACAUUUUUUCAAGCUGUUUUUAUUUUUGUAUUUCAAAAUUGCAUUAAAAGAGAACAUUUGUCUUGGUCAGUAUUAGUAUUCUUAGGAUAUUUCUUUGGGUUUCUACCUGUAUUCAACAUAAUAAGUCAUCAAUUUAACCAUUACUUUAUGCACUGUCAGAAACAAGCCCUAUUAAUGACAGUAAUUUAUACAGCAGAAGAGAGGUGAAUCUAAUACCCUAUGCUGAUUCUAUCAUGCUGUAAACCCCAUUCUACCAACAUGUACCAAGAUAAGAACGACUCUCACUGUUGGAUGCUGUUUGUUUAUUUGUUUGAGUAAUGUCAUACAUGUAAAGAAUGAAAUUCUUACUGGAAAGCUGGGGAUAAUAGUUCUAUCUGCACAUUUUGUCAGUUAAAAAUCAUAUAGAUGAUAUGAUAGAAAUUAAAAUACAAAGAAUAUAAACGUGACAUUC